UUAAUGGAAGCUGCACAAACUUCGAGGUGGAACUUGCAAAUGCCAUAUAUAUGGAACCUAUAGAUACAUUGUUGAAACAUUAAACCUUUAACUUUCCCAAAAUAAAUAGUAUCUCCCAUUUUCGGCCAUGACGCAAACACCCUCUUCUUGCUUAUGAUGUUCUCAGUCGUACCGUAGAAUUAUCAAUGACGUAUCACACUCAGUUCAAACGCCAGUUUGAUGAUUAUGCCGCCGAAGCCGGCGCCGCCUUACCUCCCGCCGCCAGAGUGCGGAAAGACGAAGCUCUCCCUUCCUCCUCUCCUCCGUCAACUCGCCUUCAGUUCUUCGUCCGUUUAUUUUCCGGUGUCAACAAAACCCUAGUCCUUCAAGCCGAUUCCACCGACACAGUUUUAUCAGUUCACAGAAAAAUCGAGUCGAUCACCGGAAUCCGAACAAUGACGAAGUCCUUCGGAGUACCAGGAAUCGAUCAACGGUUAAUCUACAAGGGGAAGCAGCUUCAGUUGGAGCAAACCCUAGCGGUGUGUGAUGUACAACAGGACGCGAGCUUACAACUCGUCGGGCGAAUGCGAAGCACGCGCCACCCGCUGACGUGGAAGCUGAUGAGUGAAUUAAUUGCACUCAUUUCUAAUAGUACCGAAGGCCGUCUAAUUAAGAAGAUGCUUAGCAAAAUUCUCACAAUGACUCCAAAGGAUGAAACUAAAUCUGAGGAAUAUCUUCGAAUAUUUAUCUACUCAUCUGUGCCUGCGCAUUUGGUAAAGCUUUAUGUCUCUCCUUCUAAUUCUGAGUUUAAUAACAAAGACACAGCUGAUGAAUGCAUUCGUGAAUUCAUAAAAUUGUGUAAGAAACUUUUGUCGGAUAGCAUAUAUGCGCAAUGUGUUCAUAUAGUGUUAGAGUUUUGUAAGCUUCUGAGAGGUGCUGCUGGUGUUGAUGAUGCUUUGUAUGGCUUUUGUCGGAGUAGUUUAGCGGAUAUAAUGGAUUGGUAUGACGCGGAUGCUAUGGAUGUGUUACCAUUGCAGGAUUCUUUUCCUUUAGUCCGUGAGUUAGCAGCUAGGUUAUCGCGUACUUUAGAAUUGAGCAUGGGCUCAGCCGAGUUUGUGGGGUUAUCAUGUAGCGAUGUGCAUGAGUUUAUUGAGUUCAUGCAUCCGGUAAGGAGUGCAUUAUUGUGUCAAAAAGCAUUUGAUUGUCCGUUCACUUUCCCUUUAACGGAGAAAGGUAAUAGUGAAGCAGGAAGUAAAAGAUUUGUGAUGCACAAUUACAAAGAAAAGAUUGAAGGUUUGCAUCAUAUUUUCUGUGAUUUGCUGGACAAAUUGGAGCUGUGUUUAGAGAAACUAGAAACACGACUGGGUUUGAAAGAGAAAGAAAAAGAUGAGCCUAAUGUACUAUGUUGGUCUCAGUAUCUUGUAAUUCUAGAGGCAUUACAUAGGAUUUCAAAAAUGUAUAAGGGUUUGGAGGAAGGCUUUUGGAAGAGGAUGAGGCAAAGAAGAGUUCCAUUGUGCUUUCUCAUAGUUAAACUCUCAAAAAGGUCUAGAGAUUAUCAGUGGAUUCUUGAGAACAAGGAGAUCGUCAAUUUUGAGAUAAGGCGGGAUUUCGCCAUGAUGAUGUUGCGUGAAGGGAGUGGCAAGAACGAGGAACUAUAUGAGAUGCUCAUUGACAGGUCCCAUUUGUUGGAAGAAUCAUUUGAGUACAUUAGACAUGCAGGUCCUAGAGUGCUGGGCCGCAAUUUAUUUUUGAAAUUCAAGAAUGAAGAAGCUACUGGACCUGGUGUGGUGAGGGAGUGGUUUUACUUGGUAAUUCAAGCCAUUUUCAACCCUCAGAAUGCUCUCUUUGUUUCUUGCCCGAAAGACUGUAGAAGGUUUUUCCCAAAUCCAGCAUCUAAGGUGGACCCACUGCACCUUGAGUAUUUUGUCUUCGCUGGCAGGAUGAUUGCAUUGGCCUUAUUGCAUAAAAUACAAAUCAGCAUUGCGUUUGAUCGUGUGUUCUUUUUGCUACUAGCUGGAGCCUGUGAUGUUGGUUUAUUCUAUUUCAAAUUAGCUGGAAAGAAUAUUUCAUUGGAAGACAUUAAGGAUGCAGAUCCAUACUUGUACAGUAGCUGCAAGAAGAUACUGGAGAUGGAUCCGGAGAUGGUGGAUCAAGAUGCUCUAGGCCUGACAUUUGUUUGUGAAAUUGAAGAAUUGGGGUCCAGGAAAGUGGUUGAGCUUUGCCCCAAUGGGCAAGAUACCGUAGUGAACAGUGAGAACAGGAAUAAAUAUGUUAAUCUUCUUAUCCAACACCGCUUUGUCACUUCAAUUGCUCCGCAGGUAACCCAUUUUGCUCGAGGUUUUGCGGACGUAAUUACUCACCCAUGGCUCCGAAGAUCCUUUUUCCGGAUCUUAGAUCCUGAAGAUCUUGACUCGAUUCUUCAUGGGAGCAAAAGUGAUAUUUCUGUAGAAGACUGGAGAGCACAUACCAAUUACAAAGGCUACAAAGAAAGUGAUCCUCAAAUAUCCUGGUUCUGGAAGAUAGUUAGUGGUAUGUCUGCGGAGCAGAGAAAGGUGCUUCUCUUCUUCUGGACUUCAAUUAAGUCUCUGCCUGUAGAGGGUUUUGGUGGUUUGGCUUCUAAACUAUACAUCUACAAAACCACGGACUCUUAUGAUUGCUUGCCUUCCUCGCACACAUGCUUCUACCAACUAUGUUUUCCUCCUUAUCCGUCCAAGGACGUCAUGCAAAAGCGACUUCACAUAAUCACCCAGGAUCAUGUUGGUUGCAGCUUUGGUACCAUGUGACAUGGAAAUUUGGGGGUUGAAUUUUGUGCAUAUGAUAUGUAAAUAUGUGAUCUUGUAUAUAGAUGUAGGAAAUGCCUACCUUCUGAAACUUGACUACUGUAAGGUCUCUUUGGAUGUUUUGGUUCUAGGAAGUGUUAAGUAUGAUAUUAUGUAAUUAUCUUGUAUAUAGAUGUAGGAAAUGCCUGCCUUCUGAAACUUGACUACUGUAAGAAGGUCUCUUUUGAUGUUUUGGUUCUAGGAAGUGUUAAGUAUGAUAUUAUGUAAUUAUCUUGUAUAUAGAUGUAGGAAAUGCCUGCCUUCUGAAACUUGACUACUGUAAGAUGGUCUCUUUUGCGUUA
This is a messenger RNA of Nicotiana tabacum (common tobacco), 3100 nucleotides long. RefSeq names its product E3 ubiquitin-protein ligase UPL5. Gene Ontology annotation, cellular component: cytoplasm. Gene Ontology annotation, molecular function: protein binding; ubiquitin protein ligase activity. The record is from RefSeq and is a predicted model, not a curated record. Lineage: Eukaryota; Viridiplantae; Streptophyta; Magnoliopsida; Solanales; Solanaceae. Gene Ontology annotation, biological process: protein polyubiquitination; ubiquitin-dependent protein catabolic process.